CCUUCAUGUGUUGCCCUACUUUGUUUAGGUUCCUUGUGUCAAUAAUGUGCCUCCCAGCAAAACGCUGCCAAAUCCCUGCUUGGAGCGCUUAGGGGAUCUCCCUCAGCAGGUCAACAAGGUCAGAGCGCUGGGAAUUCCUCCAAGCAGAGGGGUUGGGUAGCUCACCCACGUUGACAGAGCAGGUUUGCUAGCGGUGCAGAAGCAGCAGCCUGUCGCAUCUGUCACGAACGUGGGGAAAUCGCUUGGGUAAGGCUGGCCGGCUGUCGGGAAUGGUAUAAGAUCCCUGAGCCCAGGUAGCUGGCAGCAUUACCACACUGGUUCGCUGCAUGAGGAAGGUAAGCAUCCAUUUUCCAAUUAGAUAGCACAGGGGAAUGGCUCUUGUGGGCUUUGGUGAUGGGAUUGCACAGAGAGCACUGUGCAUAGAGGUGCCCUCUUCAUCUUUCUCCUCCCCUAAAAGAGGACAGGCUAUUCUCCCCAGGGCUACUGCACUCACCAGGAGUUCAGUCUCCUCUGCAUCUCACCCUUGUUGUUGUUUAGUCGUUUGGUCGUGUCUGACUCUUCGUGACCCCAUGGACCAGAGCACGCCAGGCACUCCUGUCUUCCACUGCCUCCCACAGUUUGGUCAAACUCAUGCUGGUAGCUUCAAGAACACUGUCCAACCAUCUUGUCCUCUGUCAUCCCCUUCUCCUUGUGCCCUCCAUCUUUCCCAACAUCAGGGUCUUUUCCAGAGAGUCUUCUCUUCUCAUGAGGUGGCCAAAGUACUGGAGUCUCAGCUUCAGGAUCUGUCCUUCCAGUGAGCACUCAGGGCUGAUUUCCUUAAGAAUGGAUAGGUUUGAUCUUCUUGCAGUCCAUGGGACUCUCAAGAGUCUCCUCUAGCACCAUAAUUCAAAAGCAUCAAUUCUAUGGCGAUCAGCCUUCUUUAUGGUCCAGCGCUCACAUCCAUACAUCACUACUGGGAAAACCAUAGUUUUAACUAUAUGGACCUUUGUCGGCAAGGUGAUGUCUCUGCUUUUUAAGAUGCUGUCUAGGUUUGUCAUUGCUGCAUCUCACCCUAGCUGUGCCAAAACUGUUGUGAUCCCAUAAAUUCCAGGGAUUUUAUGCCCUUGAGUGAAAUGGCUGCGGAGUGGAGAAUCCCUGUAGGAGGAGUUUUCCAGGGGAGCACUGAAUAGCUUUUCUCUGUUGGGGUUAGGAAGCUGAAAUGUAGAAUUACAAAAUUCUUCCUUUUACAACUAGAAAACCCAUAGGGGCUACUGUGGUGGAAAGGAAGCUAUGCUGAAAUGCAGCUUCCUCACCUCCGGAAACCCUACAAAGACAUGACUGAUUCCACUGCUAUAGAAGUCUGCCAGGUGCUGUAAUAAGCACAGAAAUGCUGCAGUUACUUGCCCAAAGGAAUGUUAUUUCUGGAUUCAACUGACAAGAACAAGGAUGAGAGGGAUCAGGAAUAUACGAGUAAUCUGGAUAGGGAGACAGGUAUUACUAAAGAAGCGAGGAAAAUGGAAUUCUGGUUUCCAAACUUACAGAAGAAAGAAGGCUUCAAUGUUUGUCACCUGUGUUCUAUCAUCAUGAGGUCUAGAAUCCUGAAAUAGCAAUUGGAUUCUGCAUCAGAGGCCAUUUGCUGCAGAUUCUGAGAUAUACACGUGCCAUGGCUUUCAUCAGAAGUGGCACACUUUUUUUGUGAUGUUCUAAGCUUUGAUCUAACCACAGUAUCUUUGCUGAAUUUUGGGGUGGGCGGGUAGGAGGAAUAACGGCCAAGCCCCUCUUGCAAAGAGAGGAGGAAAAUGAAGUUGUUGUGCAAUGAGCAAGUUGUUAAUAAUUGUUUAUAUUCUGCUGGGAGAGGCCCAGAGUGGCUGGGAAAACCCAGCCAGAUGAGUAGGGAAUUAAUAAUAAUAAUUAAUUAAAAAAAUUAUUAGUGGGUUGUGAUGCCUCGGUCCAGAUUAAGAUGUGUAGGAUGAAGGACAGAAUAUAAAAUUAAUCAAUUAAUUAAUUAAUAGAAGAAGCAACAGCUGGAUAGGCAGUCCAGCCUAAAUUCUUUCUCUCUCUCUUUGGAGGAGAAAGACACAGUGAGUGGAACUUGACAUUUUUUUAUGAAUUGGGGCCAACUGGGUGCAAUCAUAUCCACUAGAAAACUGAAUGAAAAUUGUACAUGGGGAUGUGUCAACUCUGCGUACAACCAGCUAGUUUCUUGCAGGUGCCACCAGUGGCUUUGAAUUAAAGUUUUUGAUGACACCACCGCAAACAACUUAAAAAACAGUGUGAAGCGAGACAGGUACCUACCGUAAUUUUGUUGCUCGAAACCAGCAGCCUGCAGAAAAGGAGCUGGUUUGUGCAGGAGCGAAGUAGUUGCUGCAUGCCCAGCAACUGUUUGACUCAGCCCUUGGCAUGAAUCAUGCUCCCUUCUGAACAUUCAAGGAGGCAAACAAGCAUACCCACUCGGGUUAUGAGGGAGGAAAGUUCACAGAGUUACAAAAUGACCCCUCAGAUAGAUAACAGAGAACGUUGUUUAUUCUUGGAAAGGCAUGUACCGUAUCUGGUGAAAUCGAAUGAUUUAGAUAGGACUGAACAGGGUGGGAGACCAGCUGUUUCCUCACGAAGGGAAGUGGGCAGUGUGUGUGUGUGUGUGUGUGUGUUCAGACUUGCUGCUAAAUCAUUUUUAGGCUAGGGGUGAUUCCUUCCUGAUGGGAAGAAUAGGUUGCAACAAGCAGGGAAGACACCUCUUUUCUUGGAAGGAUAUGUAGUCUUAAUGUUGUACAGUGGUACCUCGGGUUACAGACGCUUCAGGUUACAGAUGCUUCGGGUUACAGACUCCACUAACCCAAUAAUAGUACCUCGGGUUAAGAACUUUGCUUCAGGAUGAGAACAGAAAUCGUGCGGCGGCAGCACGGUAGCAGCGGGAGGCUCAUUAGCUAAAGUGGUACCUCAGGUUAAGAACAGUUUCAGGUUAAGAACGGCCCUCCAGAACGAAUUAAGUUCUUAACCCGAGGUACCACUGUACUAAGUGUCCUUCCAGAUACCUGCUUCUGCCAGGUAAUGUUCCCACUCCCAGUCUGGCUUUUAUUUUUAGAAGCUAGACAAGUGCAAAAAAUGACACUUCUGGAAUCAGUAAGGGUCUAGUAUAAGGGCUCCUUCAUCCAUGUGUUUCCAUCAAGUUUGUUUCAGGGUUGAUCCGCACAUUCCCUGCAUCUUCAGACUAUAGGCAAUCCGUCAUAGCUGCAAUACUGGGUGCCUCAGGGACGCAGGUGACACUGUAGUCUAAACCACUGAGCCUCUUGGGCUUGCUGAUCAGGUCAGCGGUUUGAAUCCCCAUGAUGGGGUGAGCUCCCAUUGCUCUGUCCCAGCUCCUGCCAACCUAGCAGUUCAAAAGCAUGCCAGCGUGAGUAGAUAAAUAGGCACCACUGCAGCAGGAAGGUAAAUGGCAUUUCUGUGCACUCUGGUUUCCGUCACGGUGUUCUGUAGUGCUAGAAGCAGUUUAGUCCUGCUGGCCACGUGACCCGGAAAGCUGUCUGUGGACAAACACUGGCUCCCUCGGCCUGAAAGCGAGAUGAGCGCCGCAACCCCAUAGUCGCCUUUGACUGGACUUAACCAUCCAGGGGUCCUUUACCUUUUACUGGGUGCCUGUUUUCUGCUGUUCAGCAAGCCUUGCAAGGUCCAAACUGACAAUUCCCCUGACAAAAAUAUGCUCCAUUGCAUGUUCUGAGCAAGCCAAGCUGAUGUAAUACUUACACCACAAUCCUAACCGCAUCUACUUGGAAGUAAGUCCCCCUGAGGGAUGAUAGGGCUUACUCCCAGGUAAGUGGGGGCUAGUCCCUAGUCCUGUUUGCACUUAAAUGUAGGCCUAUUUAACUCAAUGGGAUUCUUUUCUGGGCAGACAUGUAUAUGAUUGUGGUGGUAACUGAAAUGCAGUGUUACAUCUAGAGAAAGUUUGGUUGUGUAUGUCGCUGAGGAGUAAUAAGAGAAAAAAAUAUGUGUUGGUCAGCUGCAUUCAUGGACAGCUGUUGUUGCAAGGCACUUUUCAAGGAGAAGUCAGACAUAGGGUGCAUUGCACUAAUCUAAUCCGGAAGUCACCAAGGCUAUGUGUGACCUCAUAGCAAGAUCUUUCAUAUCCAGGAAAGAACGCUGUCUGUCACAGCUGCCUCCUGAAUACGCUGAACAAAAGCCAGGUUCAAAAAUAAGCUAUGCACUUGACCAUUCUUUCACUAAUAAAAUACAAUGGAAAGUUUUUUUUAACAGUCCCAAGAACAUUCUGCACACAUCUGUAUCUCUGGACAGCUUUCUAGGUAUUUGCAGAUCAAUUGCAGCAGAACAGGGUACCAAAAAAAAUCAGAACUUGUGGAACAUCAGCAUUUGCUUUGCAACACCAUUCAAGGGUCCUUAAAAAGCCACUUUCUACAUAGCUUCUCAAGUGAAGAGGUGAAAUUUGCAUGUUCUGAAGACAGGCUUUGCCAUUCAGGAUGAUGGGGGGCGGGUAUGGUCUGGGGAUGUUGUGAACCACUGCCUUUCCUCAUUGGCUCCAGCUCACAUUCAGCAGUCCAGCCCCUUGACAUUUAUUUGCUUCUCCCCUCCCCGCCUCAUUGCUUCAGGUGCCAGCUGGCUCCACAAUCAAAGGCUGCACUUCACCCAGCAGACGAGAUGUUGCUACCAUGGCUGAGCCUCGUACCUGCGCUUUUCUGUGUCUCCGCGGACAGUACAGGUAAGACUCGACCAAUAUGCACCCAGCGCUGUGCUAGCUCUGUUCUCACAAAGCCUCUGGGGUGACAAACGAACGAGUCUGAGAAGGACAGAAGGGAAUGGGCAGGGGCCUGAAUUCUGUUUGAAAUCACAGGUGUCCAGGGAAUCUGCUUCUAGCCCUGCCUCAAAACUUCCACUAUUCCUGCAUGCUUUUGCCGGAUGGAUAACCAGAAAGCCUCGCAAGCGCUAUUCAUUUCUGUUUUAAUUCUCUCUCUUCACAAAGGGCAUGUUCUGAUAGACCUAAUAUGAGUCAGCCAAUAUGGUUACCAACAGCUGACUUGCAUUAGCUGAGCAGUGUGUUAAUUUUACAGUCCUGGCAUCGGUUGCCAAAGGGCAGCCCGGUUCAUUCAGGCAUAGGCUACAAUCCUGUACCUACCUACCUGGUGGUUGCCUGAUUUUCCUCUGUGCCAGCCCAGCCCUUGCCACCAACACCUCAUAGAAUCAUAGAAUCAUAGAAUCAUAGAGUUGGAAGAGACCACAAGGGCCAUCGAGUCCAACCCCCUGCCAAGCAGGAAACACCAUCAGAGCACUCCUGACAUAUGGUUGUCAAGCCUCUGCUUAAAGACCUCCAAAGAAGGAGACUCCACCACACUCCUUGGCAGCAUAUUCCACUGUCAAACAGCUCUUACUGUCAGGAAGUUCUUCCUAAUGUUUAGGUGGAAUCUUCUUUCUUGUAGUUUGGAUCCAUUGCUCCGUGUCCGCUUCUCUGGAGCAGCAGAAAACAACCUUUCUCCCUCCUCUAUGUGACAUCCUUUUAUAUAUUUGAACAUGGCUAUCAUAUCACCCCUUAACCUCCUCUUCUCCAGGCUAAACAUGCCCAGCUCCCUUAGCCGUUCCUCAUAAGGCAUCGUUUCCAGGCCUUUGACCAUUUUGGUUGCCCUCCUCUGGACACGUUCCAGUUUGUCAGUGUCCUUCUUGAACUGUGGUGCCCAGAACUGGACACAGUACUCCAGGUGAGGUCUGACCAGAGCAGAAUACAGUGGCAUUAUUACUUCCCUUGAUCUAGAUGCUAUACUCCUAUUGAUGCAGCCCAGAAUUGCAUUGGCUUUUUUAGCUGCCACGUCACACUGUUGGCUCAUGUCAAGUUUGUGGUCAACCAAGACUCCUAGAUCCUCUCCAGGCGGGUGGGCACAGAGCCUGUGCACCAGCCCAGCCCUUGCCACCAGAGCCAAUCCGGGCUGCACUGUGCCAUCUGCCUGCCUGUGGAGGGAGGAGACCAGCCGUCAACACAGCCCUUGACAAGUGAAUACCCCCAGUGCUGGCUGAGCAGCCAUUCAGUUAGAGACCCCCUUGCCUGGGGGUACCUGGUUUGCGCCCCCUAAAAACUGUGUGCCCGGGGCUAUGCCCCCCCUGGCCCCAUGCCACUUUCCCCACAGAAACCUGCUCUUUAACAUCUGCUUUCUCUUGUCCCACUGUCUGCUUGCUCACUCCAAUUGUGAUAUUUCAAUCCUGCCCUUUCCAGAUUAUUCAACAUUGCACAUGGACUCUGUGACUGGAGUUUUGGAAGACUUUGAAUCCCAGCUGAGAGGGACCCUGGACCAGACUGUGACAGAGCUUUUCCGGGAGCUGGAAUGUUGCGAGGGCGAGCUCUGCCAGCUUCUCCUCGGCCCGGUGACUUUGGCACCCUCAGAUGUGUCUUAUUUGAGUGAGCAGCAGAGCAUUUUCCUCAAAAACCUGGUGAACCACGAGGUUGACGCCUCCUUGGUAGAACACGGGGUGGUCUUGACUCCUGAUGGGACUACAGUUUCGCUCAGUCCUCUUCUUUCUGGGAUAGCUGCAGGGCUCCAGAGGAGCCAUAAGGAGACUCUGCACGCCACACCUUUGAUCGCCAACUCCACCAAUAGUUCUGUGGUAGAGCUACCCCUUACUCUGGAGCCCCUCGUCGCCACAACAAUCGCCAUGGACCUCGGCAAAGCCUUUCUCCUCUUUCACACCAACCAAAGCCAGGUGGCCCUGGGACCAGACGGCUGCUGGGACAGCAUCUCUGCACCUCAAAAGUUCACCUUGAUGGGGGCUCCCUCGACUCUUCCAGAUGCUUUUAUCAAUGGUGCAAUGGAUGGCCUCAUUCUAGGUACUUACUUGGCAGAGAAAGCAGAUCCGCCAUCCAACCUCAGUGUCCUACUGAAGGAUUAUUAUGGUGGAGAGGGCCUAGGAGGUGAAAGUCCGAUGCAGAGCAACUUCCGACGAAAGAACUUUGCAGCUCUGGUGAGCAAGGAAAAGCUGAAGAUGCAAGUAGAGGAUUCUCUCCUCCUGCUCCGGAGGCUGAAUGAAAGCAACCCCUUGUUUGAUGGCCUCACAAAUGAAGAACUGAGAUCUGUCGCAAACCAGGCUGUAGAAGAAUUCACGGCUUUGUAUGUAGGUAUGGAUCACAUGUGGAAAACCAUAUCUCCAGAACGGAUUUAUUCCUGUCUCCUGUGUACUUAGGUUGGAGAACUACACUGGCAAAAUUCAGAGAAGGGCACAUUUUGAAGGAUGGGUGCGCUUUAGUUCUCAGAUUGUUUCGAAAAGGGCAAUACAUUCAGCUGUAAAUGCACACUGAAUCAAAUCCCCUCCCACAUCCCUUGUUAGAGGUCCUUAAAUGUAAAUAUACUUCUCCCUACUAGUUCUCUGUUUGUCUCCUACCCUAUUCCAUCCUAAACAAGAGAUCCUCUUACUACAUAAAUGGGAUACUGCCCACAUGUACAUCUUUUCAAAGCCCACGUGAUUCAUUUAUUUAACAUAAUCACAUCCCACUUUUCUGCUAAGACGUUUGGGGCAAAUUACACAGACUCUCAUUUUGUGGAGGGGAAGGGGAAGAGUAGAGGACAUGGAUCUCACUGCAGACCCAGGAAAAAAAGAAGUUGGAAGGACCCCCCCCACUCGCAUUUCUUCCUCCUCCCUGCAUUUCUGCAGAGCACACCUUCCUCCAACGUGAGCAACUGGGAGCAGGCCUUUCCUCCCCCCCCCCCCAUCUGCUCGCCCCUUACCUCCCACCCAUGUGCAAAACAUUUGGGGCUGCUCGCUUGCCUCCCAUGACCCCUCCCCACCCCACCCCCUUGCCUCUCCUAAUGGCCGGCCAGCCUGCCUCCUCCCAGAUGCCCUUGUUCAGACGUGCUCAGAAAUGGUGCCGAAAAGGAGGAAGGCACCAACUUGCACAAAAUAUUGUGUGUGUGUCCCCCUAAAUAUUUUAUUGGAGGGGCAAAGGGACCAGGGCCCCAUAGAGUUGGUGCCUAUGACAUUAGCAAUGUAGACCAGGGGUCAGCAAGGUUUACCUCGCCUGGGCCGGUUCACUCCAGCGGAGAUCCCUCCAUGGGCCAGAUUGCGGUUGCACCCGCGAUUUCCGACGUCUGUGCAUGCACAGACGCAAUUUCCGGCACUACGGAAGCGAGUCCCCGCGCCACGCUGCAUCGGUUUAGUGCAACGCGCAGGGACUCACUGAGCAGGCAGCUCAGUUCGGGGGCAGCUCAUGGGCCAGUUAAAUGACCCUGGUGGGCCGCUUGUGGCCCAUGGGCCUUAAGUUGCCUACCCCUGAUGUAGACUGUACAUGAACGCAUACCUUUCAAGCAUCCCGAUUUGAGUGGAACCUCCUGGAAUUAUCGAAGCCGUCCUUGCUUCUGGCUGGAUCCUGGGAUGUCCCCGUUUGGGGUCCAUUGCUCUAGCACGAGUCAGCUGGCUCCCGUAAGAGCUUGGGACCAAUUCCGAUCACUAGGAUUUUGGAGGGUAUGUGAAUGCGAAAUGUAACAGGGUAGGGGGGACCAUAUGAGCCUGGUUUAUCCUGAUGCACAGGGAUAGUUGAGAGUGAAAUCACAUAAUAGCUCUAAGCACAUGGAGAGCUGGUUGUCUGUGAUCUGGCCCUAGGAUGCAGGUGGCGUUGUGGUCUAAACCACGGAGCCUCUUGGGCUUGCCGAUCAGAAGAUCGGUGGUUCGAAUCCCCAUGACAGGGUGAGCUCCUGUUGCUCUGUCCCAGCUCCUGCCAACCUAGCAGAUCAAAAGCACACCAGUGCAAGUAGAUAAAUAGGUACCGCUGUGGCGGGAAGGUAAACAGCAUUUCCGUGCGCUCAGGUUUCUGUCACGGUGUCCUGUUGCUCCAGAAGCGGUUUAAUCAUGCUGGCCACGUGACCUGACAAGCUGUCUGUGGACAAACACCGGCUCCCUCGGCCUGAAAGCGAGAUGAGCGCUGCAACCCCAUAGUUGCCUUUGACUGGAUGGAUCUGUCCAGGAGUCCUUUAUCUACCCUUACCUAGGAGCUGUGCCUCAAAUAACACCUUUGUCCUACAAUUUGCCCCUCCACCAAGCAGACAUGCUGGCUGACCUGCUUUCUAACUGCAUGGCCUACUUUAUCGGCCGUGUUCUUCUCCCCUCACAGAGUGUCCUGCAAUCAUCCCACGGUGCAUGUGGGGUGCCCGACCCUACAGAGGAACACCCACACAGCUUCAGUUGCCCCUGGGCUUCGUAUACAUCCACCACACUAGCACCCCUGCAAAGCCAUGCCGAAGCUUCCCAUCGUGUGCAGCGGACAUGCGCUCAGUGCAGAGAUUCCACCAGGAUUUCCGUGGCUGGGAUGACAUUGGCUACAGGUAAGCACAGUCCUAUUGUAAUACACAGCUAGGAAUGGACAGAUCUGUCACCUGUUAAGAGUUGUUUUCAUAGGUUUUUCAUUCCAUUUCUGAAUUAAUGUGCAUUAAAAAAUUCAAAACAAUGCUUUCUAAACCCUAUCUAAGUGUGUAUUUUCUCUCACCGUGCAUACCUAAAGGCAGAUUCCAAUCAACUCAAGCUGCGAAAUAACUGUCUUGCAACCUUUGAAGAAGUGCAGUUUCUGGUGGAUAACUUAGUUCUCAUUUGUGUGUUAGGAUGGAUCUAAACACAGGUCUAAACCACAGAGCCUAGGGGUUGCUGAUCAGGUCGGUGGUUCGAAUCCCCGUGAUGGGGUGAGCUCCUAUUGUUCGGUCCCAGCUCCUGGCCACUUAGCAGUUCGAAAGCACGUCAAAGUGCAUGUAGAUAAAUAGGUACCGCUCCAGCGGGAAGGUAAACGGCGUUUCUGUGCACUGUUCUGGUUUGCCAGAAGCGGCUUAGUCAUACUGGCCACAUGACCCGGAAGCUGUCUGUGGACAAACGCCUGCUCCCUCAGCCUAUAGAGCGAGAUGAGCUGGCAACCCCAGAGUCAUCCGCAAUUGGAUCUAACGGUCAGAGAUACCUUUACCUUUAAACACAGGAAAGCAACGCUAUAAAUAAGCCAGAAAUUACAUUGUUUUAACAAAAGAAAAAAAUCUCUAUGGCGUUUUAAAAUUUCCUUCUCUCUGGAGCCAUCUUGUGUUGCAUGUUUAUAGUGCAUUCACAUCGCUGUUUCUUUGCUAAUGUAGCUGAGUCCUUAUUCCACCCAGGGCAUAUCAAGGCCAUUUAAUUAAUAAGUAUGGGUGAAUAUCAAAUUCCUCAAGCAUCCCUAUGUUUGAUGCACCGUAGGCUCAGAGAAGAUUUCCCAGUGCAGAAUCCUGUGAAAGGUGAAUUGAGUUCUGGAAGUUGGGGUGAAAUUGCAGUUAGAGGUCCUUCUCAUCCAAACCGAUGCCAUUCUUGGAUAAAAAUAAAUAAAUGAGGUCUAGUUCUCUGUGUUUCAGGUAUACCACUUAACUUCAGACUGCUGGUGGGGGCUCAUUUACUGGUAAAUAAAUAACUAAAACCCCUGGGAAAGCCCUGGGAAAGCCAGUCUAGAACCUAUUUCCAGACUUCUAAUUUGUGGGUAUUUUUGCAUGGUUGUUGAGCAUUCCAUCAUGCCAGGUGCCUUCUCAACUAUGGCCUGAAGUGAUACCUUCCAAACAAAAGUUUACUACUACACCAAGAACUAUGAAAUUCCCAGAUCAAGGAAAGGAUCAUAAUCUAGUCCAGCUUCUGAUCCCAAAAGCUUAAUUUCACUGACACUGGAGUAUAAGACUAGAGUUCACGGAAAAGGUGGGCUUUUUUUCAUCUGGAACUCACCGGAACUCAGUUCCAGCACUUCUCAGGUAGGAGACAUUGUCAUUACAGUGGUACCUCAGGUUACAUACACUUCAGGUUGCAUACGCUUCAGGUUACAGACUCUGCUAAACCAGAAAUAUUACCUCGGGUUAAGAACUUUGCUUCAGGAUGAGAACAGAAAUCGUGCUGCGGCAGCGUGGCGGCAGCAGGAGGCCCCAUUAGCUAAAGUAGUGCUUUAGGUUAAGAACAGUUUCAGGUUAAGAACGGACCUCCGGUACUUAACCCGAGGUACCACUGUAGAAGAGAAUGAGGGAGGUGUUCAGGAUGAGUUCCUGCACCUCUUUUUCUAGAAAAAAUAGCACUGUGGAACUGGAUGAAUAGCCCACCUUUCAACUGGAAAACGAGAUUGCAGACUGGUUUUUGCUCUCAUGUAUGCAAAGCUGUGGGCAGCGUUCAAGUAGCACAUCCUGUCCGCACAAACAUUUCUGCUUCUGCUAUGGGACUUUCCUGCUGCUCCCCUUGCAUGUGCCCCACACCCUCCCCAAAUCUGAUCCAGAGCAUUGCGAAAGCCCCAGACACAUAUUUAGGGGACAUGCAGGGGUAGGAGAGGGAGUGACUGUUCCAUUGUGCAAAUGGAAAUCCUUGAAAUGAUAAUGAUAAAUUUUUAUAUGCUAUCCAUCUGACUGGGUUGUCCCAGCCGCUCUGGGUGGCUUCCAACAAAUUAAACACAUCAAGCACAGUAAAACAUGAUGAUAGUCAUUGUUUGGAUGGGGGGCUUUUAUCCAUUUCCGCAGUCACACAAUCAAUCAAUCAAUCAGUAGCUGAACUGGGUUCCACACAUUCCACACAGUCACAAAAACAAAUGAACCGAAAAAGCCUCAAAAGCAAAAACGCAAAAUAAAUAGCAAAAACAAAAGCGCCAAACUUAAUCCGUUCCGGAAGUCUGUUUAGCUUCUGAGAUGUUCAAAAACCAAGGCGCAGCUUCUGAUUGGUGCAGGUGCCCCGGAAACAAAAGUUGACAGCUGCAUUGGUCAUUCGGCUUCUGAAAAUCGUUCGAAAACUGGAACACUUACUUCCGGGUUUUCGGUGUUUGAGAACCAAGGUACCACAGUAUAUAUAUACAGUCAUACCUCGGGUUAAAUGUGCUUCAGGUAGAGCGUUUUAAAGUUACGCUCUGCGGCAACCCAGAAGUAACGGAGUGCGUUACUUCCGGGUUUCGCCACUCGUGCAUGGGCAGUUGCUCAAAAUGAUGUCAUGCGCAUGCGCAGAAGCGGCAAAACGCACCCCGCGCCUGCGCAGAUGCGUCUUACGUUGUAUUCAGGAUGCAAACGGGGCUCUGGAACGGAUCCUGUUCGCAUCCAGAGGUACCACUGUAUAGAGAGAGAGGGAGGGAGAGAGAGAGAAUGACAGCAAUACUUAUUUUCUCUUUAUUUAUUUAUUUAGUACAAAUUAGAAAACAUACAUAUUUACAACAAAAGAAAAUACAAAGGAAAAAGAAAAUACAUCUAACGAAGGAAAAAAAUUAUAGAAUACUUUGUCUCUUUUCAUAUUUACAGUUAUUUAUACCUCUAUAAAAUGCUAUUCACAAUAAAGGAGUGAAAUGAAAGAUAUCAGAAAAAAGAAAAAAAGAACAAAGAAAAAAUAAAGAAGUAAAAGAAAAGGAUCAUAGGUGAAAAUUUUCUUAUUUGAACUUAUUUUCUAUCUUUGCACAGCUAUGUUGCCGGAGGUGAUGGAUACAUCUACCAGGGGAGAGGCUGGCACUGGGUAGGAGCGCACACACGGAGCUACAACACCAAAGGCUACGGCAUCAGCUUCAUUGGGGACUACAUGGAGGCGCUGCCAGAUGCCCACAGCAUGGAACUGGUGAAGAACAAUUUCAUAAAGUGUGCUGUGAGGGGCUCCAAGCUGCAAGCCAACUACACCAUCCAUGGGCACCGCCAGAUGGGGAACACCCUAUGCCCGGGAGACAGACUCUUCAAAGAGAUUCAAACCUGGAAAGGUUUCUCAGUGAGGUGCUUUACAGACAAGGGUGUUCAUCGCUGCAUCUGACGUAGAGCUUCCUGAUGUUGUUUCCUGAUGUGAGAGUCUUCAAGAACCCAUCAUCCCACAGACUGGGGGAAGAGUGCCGUCAGUGCCCAAGUCCAACACCAGGGGGCGGCUGUUCAACACCUGCAAGGAAGCCAGGGCUGAAUUCAAAAUCCUUAAGCAAAAUAAAUGAUGGCAGUCAUACAUACAAUACUUUGAUUUGAAAAUCUGGGGAACGCAAAUAUAAGAUCCAUGGGACUAUGGUGGGGGCAGUGGUGUGGAAGAAAGGGACUGAAAAUAAUGAAGGAAUGCAGCUGGAGGUGAACUAGAGAAAUCUGUCCAAGAAUUACACAGCCAGCCCACUGUGUGCCUCUGUCUGCAAGGGCAAAGAUACAGAAUAGAGAUACAGAGCCACUGAAAAAAGGCACUUUCAUGUGCAAAUUUUGUGUUUUCCCUGAUGAUAACAAAAUGCCGUCCCAAAUCAGAGCAGGACAAUACCAUGCUAUAUCCAAAAGCAUUUCUAGGGGGGUGGGACCCUGCAACUAUGACAUCCAACGAAAGGGAAGAGGUGGAAGAGGAUGCCAGAUUUUUGCAUCGCUGUGGGUUAAACCACAGAGCUUAGGAAUUGCCGAUCAGAAGGUCGGCAGUUCAAAUGCUUCCCUCUGAAUGCUUCCCUCUGUGAGGGAGCCUUCCCAGACCCGCUGAAAGAGGCGGUCAUUAAACCGCUUCUUAAAAAAACAUCUUUAGACCCGGCCAAUUUGGCCAACUAUCGCCCAGUCUCAAAUCUGCCAUUCUUGGGCAAGGUGAUUGAGCGGGUGGUUGCUGAACAACUCCAACUACGCCUGGAGGAAACGGACCAUUUGGAUCCCUUCCAGUUGGGAUUCAGGCCUCACCAUGGGACUGAAACUGCCUUGGUCGCGCUGGUUGAUGAUCUCCGGCGGGCUAGGGACAAAGGUGAGAGCUGUUUCCUAGUUCUGCUGGAUCUCUCAGCGGCCUUUGACACCAUCGACCAUAACAUCCUUCUGGACCGUCUAGAGGGGCUGGGAGCUGGGGGCACUGUAAUACAGUGGUUCCGCUCCUUCCUCCUGGGCCGUGUCCAGAAAGUGGUGGUGGGGGAUGAGUGUUCAGACCCCUGGGCUCUCACUUGUGGGGUGCCUCAGGGUUCUGUCCUCUCCCCCAUGCUUUUUAAUAUCUAUAUGAAGCCGCUGGGAGAGAUCAUCAGGGGGUUUGGACUGGGUGUUCAUCAGUAUGCAGAUGACACCCAGCUCUACCUCUCCUUUAAAUCAGAACCAGUGAAGGCGGUGAAGGUCCUGUGUGAGUGCCUGGAGGCGGUUGGAGGAUGGAUGGCGGCUAACAGAUUGAGGUUGAAUCCUGACAAGACAGAAGUACUGUUUUUGGGGGACAGGGAGCGGGUUGGUGUGGGGGAUUCCCUGGUCUUGAAUGGGGUAACUGUGCCCCUGAAGGACCAGGUGCGCAGCCUGGGAGUCAUUUUGGACUCACAGCUGUCCAUGGAGGCGCAGGUUAACUCUGUGUCCAGGGCAGCUGUCUACCAGCUCCACCUGGUACGCAGGCUAAGACCCUACCUGCCCACGAACUGUCUCGCCAGAGUGGUGCAUGCUCUAGUUAUCUCACGCUUGGACUACUGCAACGCGCUCUACGUGGGGCUACUUUUGAAGGUGACCCGGAAACUGCAAUUAAUCCAGAAUGCGGCAGCUAGACUGGUGACUGGGAGUGGUCCCCGGGACCACAUAACACCGGUUCUGAGAGAUCUGCAUUGGCUCCCAGUACGUUUCCGAGCACGAUUCAAAGUGUUGGUGCUGACCUUUAAAGCCCUAAACGGCCUUGGUCCUGUAUACCUGAAGGAGUGUCUCCACCCCCAUUGUUCAGCCCGGACACUGAGAUCCAGCGCCGAGGGCCUUCUGGCGGUUCCCUCAUUGCGAGAAGUGAGGCUACAGGGAACCAGACAGAGGGCCUUCUCGGUAGUGGCGCCCGCCCUGUGGAACGCCCUCCCAUCAGAUGUCAAAGAGAUAAAUAAUUACCUGACAUUCAGAAGAAAUCUUAAGGCAGCCCUGUUCAGGGAAGUUUUUAAUAUGUAACACUGUACUGUUUUUAACACUGAUUGGGAGCCGCCCAGAGUGGCUGGGGAAACUCAGCCAGAUGGGCGGGGUAUAAAUAAUAAAUUAUUAUUAUUAUUAU
This is a messenger RNA of Podarcis lilfordi (Lilford's wall lizard), 14874 nucleotides long. The record is from the annotation of a GenBank genome assembly. Lineage: Eukaryota; Metazoa; Chordata; Lepidosauria; Squamata; Lacertidae.